AUUCCCUUGAGAUAGAUGGAGAAGACAUAUGCCAAGAACAGCUCUCGCUCCCUUUGCAUUGUCAUGGCCUGCAAAGCAUCAUGGCGCAGCUCCUCCGCUCUGCUUCUGCCGCUGCUCUUCUUCCUCCUGUCCCAGGCUGCUGUUACAACUACGGGGCAGCAGCAACAGGAGGGGAGCCAGGAAGCUUGUGCUCCCUUCUCUUGCGGUCUGUUCCACAACAUCAGCUACCCAUUUCGUCGAACAACUGAUCCGCCUCAAUGCGGGGAUCGGAGGUUAGAACUCACCUGCGAGGGCAACAAAUCCACCAUGUCCAUCGGCUCCACACACUACUUCAUCACUCAGCUAUUGGACGAAUACAUAACUGAGACAGAGUACGAAUACAGCAUCAACUUGGUGGAUCCGAAGUUUGCAAGUGGAAGCUGUGGCCUCCCUUCCCAAUCAUUGUCACCCUCCAAUCUUUCAAACUCCGGCUCUUAUAACCGAUUUGGUUGGUGGGCAAGUUUCAUGAGUUGUACGAGAAGAAUCGAGGGCCAGAGUUUGUAUCAGUCCGUUCCUUGCUUGAGCAACAACAACAACACUUUUGUCUAUGUCGUUUUUGCAGAUGAAGGAUAUAGUUUGUCAUACCUUCAUCCAUCAUGUCAAUUUCUGUCGAUGAUUCCAGCGAUAGAUGCCGAAUUCUCAACGAGGGAUGCAUUCCACAUUCUACAAGAGGGAUUUGAUUUGGGUUUGUCAUCAUGGACCAAUAGGAGACCCACAAUAACUCAGAAAAUCCUUCAAUGUCUGCCUCGAUUCAAAAGACAGUUCUUUGAAAAACUGAGAAGCAAACACAUACUCACUAAAGUUUUCUCCCUCGCCGUCAGUGAGACAAACUUUGCAUCUUGCAUGGCAGAGGGCAAUUACGAAAACGUUUUGACUAUUCGAUUAACAAUUGCCGUGGUGGUAUUCAUCCAUAUUGUACAGCUCUUAGUAGUUUUAUUGAUACUGGGACGAAUUGUCAUAGCGCCUAUGAUAGUUUUGUUUUCGCUUGGUUACAAACUAUGGAACAGGCGAGUCACAGUUGACCUUAUAGAGAAGUUUCUUCGGCGCCAGCAAACGUUGAUGCCGACUAGAUAUGCCUACUCUGAACUUAUAGCCAUCACAAGGCAUUUUAGAGAGAAGCUCGGCCAAGGAGGCUUUGGUUCAGUCUUCAAAGGGGAACUUCUAGGAGGUCGUUUUGUUGCAGUUAAAAUGCUAGUCAACUCCAAAUGCAAUGGCGAUGACUUCAUCAAUGAAGUUUCUACGAUAGGUAGGAUUCAUCAUGUGAAUGUCGUGCGGCUAGUUGGAUAUUGCUCCGACGGAUCAAAAAGAGCUUUGGUUUACGAGUAUAUGCCUAAUGGCUCGCUUGACAAGUAUAUUUUUGCUCCCAAUGGUCAAUUUUUCACCUCAGAAAAACUCAUUCAAAUAGCAAUUGGCAUUGCAAGGGGUAUCGAUUACUUACAUCAAGGAUGUGAUAUGCAGAUUCUACACUUUGACAUCAAGCCUCAUAAUAUACUUAUAGACCAUAAUUUCACUCCCAAAAUAUCUGACUUUGGACUUGCAAAAUUGUACCCAAAGACAAAUGCUCUAGUAUCUAUUAGUGUUGCAAGAGGGACAAUCGGCUAUAUUGCUCCUGAGUUAGUAUCUCGAAGCUUUGGAAAAAUCUCUUUCAAAUCAGAUGUUUAUAGUUUCGGAAUGUUACUAAUGGAAAUGGCUGGAAGGAGAAGAAAUGUGGAUCCUCUUGCAGGGAAUUCAAGCCGAGUUUACUAUCCAUCAUGGAUUUAUGAUAAAUUAACUCAACCACAAGAGGUCAAAAUUGACAAUGAGUUUGAGAUACAAAACUUAGAGAAGAAACUAGCAAUAGUUGGAUUGUGGUGUAUUCAACUGAGGCCAUGUGAUAGACCAACUAUGACAGGAGUUAUUGACAUGUUAGAAGUUGAUGAUGUUAAUAGUCUUCCAAUUCCACCCAAACCCUUCUUUUCGUCAGAGGAUUCAACUGUAAUAAUAAAAUCUAGUUUAAGUUCAAUUUCGACUGAGUUAUCUAUGGUUUCAGAGUGAAUAACUGUAUUUUUAUGCAUGUUAUAUUGCUAGUUCUUUAGUAUCAAUGGUAUGCUUGAUGAACUACCAAUAUGAAAAAUAAUUUGAUAUUGAUGGACUUUAUAUCAUUAUAUGUAUAUAUAUUGUUUUAUGGAGAGACUUAAUUUGAA
Messenger RNA from Zingiber officinale, 2222 nucleotides. RefSeq names its product rust resistance kinase Lr10-like. Gene Ontology annotation, molecular function: protein kinase activity; polysaccharide binding; ATP binding. Gene Ontology annotation, biological process: protein phosphorylation. The record is from RefSeq and is a predicted model, not a curated record. Bases 16 to 2073 code for a protein of 685 amino acids. The transcript has 3 exons. NCBI's taxonomy places the organism in Eukaryota, Viridiplantae, Streptophyta, Magnoliopsida, Zingiberales, Zingiberaceae.